Molecule: messenger RNA, 2802 nt
Organism: Pogona vitticeps (central bearded dragon)
Lineage: Eukaryota; Metazoa; Chordata; Lepidosauria; Squamata; Agamidae
Source: RefSeq, a predicted model, not a curated record
CUCGUCUGCAGGUCCAAAGUGAAAACGUUACAUGAAAGAAUCCCUUUAGCUGGACUUAGCAAACUCCCAAGUAUUCCACAGAUUGCAAAGGCUUUCUGCGACGAUGCCACCGGACUCAAGUUCAAUCCCGUGCUGUAUCCCAAGGCAUCUCAAAUGAUCGUCUCCUAUGAUGAGCACGAAGUCAACAAUACAUUCAAGUUUGGUGUGAUUUACCAGAAGUUUAAGCAGACACAGGAAGAAGAGCUGUUUGGGAACAAUGAGGAGAGUCCUGUGUUCAAAAGUUUCUUGAAUUUGUUGGGUGACACCAUCACACUACAGGAUUUUAGGGGCUUCCGAGGAGGUCUGGAUGUCACUCACGGCCAGACGGGCGCAGAGUCUGUGUACACAGUGUUCAGGGACAGGGAGAUUAUGUUUCACGUCUCCACCAAGCUUCCCUUCACAGAGGGAGACACACAACAGCUUCAGAGAAAGAGACACAUUGGAAAUGACAUUGUGGCAAUUAUAUUUCAAGAAGAAAACACUCCAUUUGUUCCAGACAUGAUUGCUUCAAAUUUCCUGCAUGCCUACAUAGUUGUCCAGGCUGAAAAUGCUGAGACAGAGAAUCCGUCCUACAAAGUCUCUGUCACUGCGCGAGAAGACGUCCCUUCUUUUGGGCCCUCACUGCCCAGCCCACCCGUGUUUCAGAAAAAUUCUGAAUUCCGAGAGUUUCUUCUCACUAAACUGAUCAACGCAGAACACGCCUGUUGCAAGUCAGACAAGUUUGCGAAGCUUGAGGACCGGACACGAGCUGCCUUGUUGGACAACCUCCACGAUGAGCUUCACAUUCACACCCAAAUGAUGCUGGGGCUGGGAUCGGAGGAAGACAAGAUGGAGAACGGGGGCCACGGUGGAUUCUUGGAGUCCUUCAAGAGAGCCAUCCGGGUCCGAAGCCAUUCCAUGGAAACCAUGGUGGGAAGCCAGAAGAGACACCAGAGCGGAGGCAUUCCUGGAAGUCUGAGUGGAGGGAUUGUUCACAACAGUGUUGAAAUCACAAAGACGACCUUCUCUCCUCCAGCAGCCAUCGCAACGGCAAAAAAUCAGUCGAGGAGCCCCAUCAAGAGGCGAUCCGGGUUAUUCCCUCGUUUGCACACUGGAUCGGAAAGCCAGGCCGAGCCCCGGACACGAUGUGACAGUAGCUCGGGAACACCAAAGACCCCUGAUGGAGGCCAUCCUUCCCAAGAAAUGAAGGGGGAAGCCUCCUCGAACCCAAGCUCUCCAGAAAUCUGCCCCAACAAAGAGAGGCCCUUUGUUAAACUCAAAGAGAACGGCAGGCCAAACAUCUCCCGAUCCUCCUCCAGCACCAGUAGCUUCAGCAGCACAGCCGGAGAAAGUGAGAACCUGGAAGAGUACGAGAGUGCGGCAAGCCAGCCCUCCACAGCCUCCCCCUACAAGCAGGACGUCUUUAUCUACAGCCCGUCCCAAAGCAACGAGAAUCCCGUUUUAGCCUCAGCUUCCACUCCCGUGAUCAUGAGCAGGAGUCCCACCGAUAUAAAGAGCAGGAAUUCGCCACGGUCAAAUCUAAAAUUCCGAUUCGAUAAACUGAGCCAUGCAAGUUCAGGACCGACCCACUAGCUGAAGGAAAGGGCUGUGAAUCCAUAAAAGGGCAUCUAUGUUUCAUUUUGUUCUCUUCUGUUUCAUUUGGUUUCAUGAGGGGAAAAUGGUAUCCCCUCCCCGGAACCCUUGCGUCUCUCUGCUACACCUGGAGAGCAUAACCGACGGUGUUUGGGUCCUCCCGUCGACAAGCCGCGAGAAUCCACUUCAUCCACGUUGGCCCCAAGCCCAACUGGGAGAGGGGGACAAACAGACCACCACCCUCGUGUGGUUCCCUGACUUUGUGAAGUUGCUGAGGGACAGGACUGGCAACCCCACCCCCACCCCAACCGCGCUAACUCCGCUUUGCAAAUGGUGUUUUCCUCCCUGGCGGGAUGAGGACAUGGGGGGCAUACCCCGAAGCCUCCUGAGCGUCUCUACCCGCACACCACAAACGUCGGAGGUGGCUCUCUCGGAUCUUCGAACCAGGGACCGUCCUCACAGCCACGCGCCUAAAUCCGUGCUUCACCCGAGCCGACGUCACCAUCCGGCUGUGAAAGAAGCCUUCUUCCCGCAGCCACGUUGUGUUGAGCCACGGAAGAGGGGCCAGGCCUCGAGUCACGCGGGUUGGUGUGGAUUCCCCCCCCCCGGUUCCAGGUUCCGCGCCUCUCAACCCAAAGGUCACCUUGGAGGGAUCCACCACAGGACCGAGAACCGCCUUCCCCUCCCUUUCCCACGUGGUCUUUGAACGCUUGCUUAGACUCUUGCACCUUGCGUAUGAAAUGGUCGCUUUGGGGCAGAGAUUCAUGAACUGCUCUUCUUUGGGGCUCAUUUGGGACUCCAGAAAGCUGUAUUUGGUUUUUAAAAAAGGAAAUAAGAAAACGAGGAAUAACCCUUAGCUAUCCUGUAGGCUGGUUUCUUGCCCCUCGGGGUUCAGACCUCCUAGAUCUGAGCUGAGCCCCUUUUUUCUCUUACAUGCGAACAGGAAGGGAAUGAUCUUGAGGGCUACCUUCCCAAGAGGUGGAGAAGGGCAGACGUGGGCAAGGAGAGCUCAGGGCUAGUCCGUACGUCUCAAUUGGAGCAGACCGAAUUGGACUAAAAAGGCUCGCUUACAACCGGGUAGAGGGCUGGUAUCUCUUAAGGGAGCCUGUCUCCAUUAAGAAAACAACAGCAACAGCAACAAACAGAUAAAUAAACAAGCCCCCCUCCUUGCUCCCUCCUCUCUUCUCCUCU